GUCAGCUCAGUUGGAGGGUGCUCAUACAAGUAACAGGUUGAUGCUGACUCAACGGAAGAAUCAAGAGGACUACACAAUCGAAAAGGAUACUAAAAUCAGUUUAACCAUAAUGCUGUACAUUGUUGUGGCAAUGCUGUGCCUUCUGGCAAGUGGAUCUCAGGCGGCGCCUGAGGAAGCAGCAAAUAAAACAAACGAUUUUGAUUCUCUCAAUUUAGCAAAGUGUCCUGAGGGUGCCGACAACGCUGAGGAAUGUAUCAAGAGCAUGUUCAAUACGGUUUUGCAACGUUCUAGACUUGGAGUACCCGAAUUAAAUAUAGAGCCGUAUGAUCCUUUGCUCAUAAAUCGUUCGAGUUUUCAUUACUCAAGUGGAGUGGUUAAGGGUCGAAUUUCGGUGCGUAAUGUGAAACUCUUCGGCUUAGCUGAACACAAAAUCGAGAAACUGCGUAUGAAAGUCAAUGGCGACAAGGUAAAAUUCGAAAUGAUUUCGACCAUACCCAAAGUGAAUAUGAAUGGCAUUUACAAGGCGGAAAUGCAGGUGAACUCGUUGCAUUUGAAACCCAAAGGCAAUUUCAACAUAACGCUGUUUGAUGUGGAGAACCAUGUGGUUACGGAUGGAGACAUUUUAAGCAAGGAUGGACACAGAUAUUUUCGUUUCACCGAUAUCGAAGCGGACCCAAAGAUUCGUGAUUUGACCAUUAAGGCCAAUGGCAUAUUCCCGGAUCCUGAAUUAGAUGAGAUUGCACUCAAUGUGGCUAACAACUACUGGCGUGAUAUCUAUGGCGUUAUUUUGCCGGAAACAAGAAGGUCGUGGCUGCCUGUCCUGCUGCGCGUUAUUAACCAGGCUCUGAUAAAUGUGCCAAUCGAUGAUUUUCUCCAGUCAAGCGAAUAAGAUAGCGGUUGUGAUUGCCUUUAGUAUUUGUAUGGAAAUUUCUUAAUGAAACCGGGUUACCUCUAAUAAAAUUCGAGCCAGCGAUUAAAA
Molecule: messenger RNA, 979 nt
Organism: Drosophila grimshawi
Lineage: Eukaryota; Metazoa; Arthropoda; Insecta; Diptera; Drosophilidae
Gene: Jhbp13
Exons: 4
Coding region: 41-889 (282 amino acids)
Source: RefSeq, a predicted model, not a curated record